This is a messenger RNA of Chara braunii, 1059 nucleotides long. NCBI's taxonomy places the organism in Eukaryota, Viridiplantae, Streptophyta, Charophyceae, Charales, Characeae. The record is from the annotation of a GenBank genome assembly.
CCCCUCCCGCGACCAGUUUCAUUAGAUUAUACACGACCGCGAGGGGAUUGUCCGACCUCCGAUUCGGGAUGAAGGGCGGAAUGGAGGGCUGCGAUGGGGAUGGCCGUGCUGUGCUGUCGAGGACGGAGAAGACAACUAUUGCGGCGGUUGCGGUUGCCAUUGUUCGUCGAUUCCAAGUCGAGAGGGCGGCUGGGUGCAUGAAGGCAACGCUUUCGAGGCGGCGGCAGAGGCUUUUGCUGCAGAGGGUGUUGGACGCUUCGGACUGCAUUACUACUUCGGAGGCCAUGGUUCAGCUGUGCGCUGCAAUCGGGUGCGGUGUGCUUCCUCGGGCGACGCCACGUUGGUGGAUGAGGCGGAGAGCUGGCGGGACUUGGGAGGAUUUGCGGGUGUGCGAUGACGUGACAUACGACUUCUUCCGGGGAAAGCUCCGCAUCUCCAGGAGAGUGGUGGUGGACCUGGAUCUGCCCGUGCUUGACGUGUUCGUUGGAUAUCCAGGGAACUGCCACGACAUUAGGGUGAUCCAACUGUCAAGUUUGUCCGGGCUUGCAGUAGACGGAAUGUUGUUUCGUGGGCCGCCUGUCAUGCUCCUAGGAGGGGUGAGCACGAACGGAUACAUCUUGGGCGACAACGGGUAUCCUCCUUCUGAAUGGGUGGUGGUUCCAUAUGGAGGAAUCAAUCAGCACCCAGACGAGGAAAAGUUCGGCACGAAGCAGAAGGUCGCAAGCGGGGCUGUGGAGAGGGCGUUCGGGAGGUUGAAGGGGAUGUGGAGGCUCUUCCUGCGGACGCACAAGACGAACCUCGACACUCUACCGCAACAGUUCACAGCCGUCUCCAUUCUCCACAACAUCCUGCUCGAUACUGGUAUCGAGUUCGAGGAGAAUCUGUUAUGGGAGGUCGAUGAGAAUGGGGUGAGGCGCCGACUGGACCUGGGGAUUCAUCAUCCCCCGCAGCUAGUGACGAUGUUGACUUCGACGCACGCGGCCCACGCACUCCACAAUAAGAGCCAGUGAUGAUAACGAUGGCGCGCUUCCUAAGAUCAAAUGAACGGCCGCAGACAUA